UCAGUUGAUUGUGGUGAUCUGAGGAGGGUGGGCGCGCAAGGUGGGCGUGCGAUAUUGGGGUGUGUUGACUGACAUUACGAUACUUGCAAUUGAUCGUUAAUUACAGAAUUCAUCCGUUUCCUUAUGAUGUACUGUGCGUUUGUUUUCAAGUGCGCCUAGUUUCACGAAGAAGCGGCAUCAGCAUGAUCAUUUUAUCUUGAUCUGUCAUCUGAGUGGCACAAGACAAUAUUCAGAUUCAAAUGUCAAGCUGAGAAACUUGCCACAAUGGGAAAAGACCAAGAGCUGCUGGAUGCAGCCAGGAAUGGACAUUAUGCAGCCGUUGAAAAGAUUCUUCUGCAGAGGACUAAGCGGUCUGGUCCCUUAGCAAGUUUGCGCCGCGGACCGGGGCCGAACAUACAGGAUCCCAGCGGAUACACAGCGCUGCAUCAUGCGGCGCUCAACGGCCACAGGGACGUGGUGGCACUGCUCAUGUCCCACGAGGCCUCUGUGAACCUGGCCGACCACCGCGGCUCCACGCCACUCCAUCUGGCUGCUUGGACGGGUAGCGUUGAGGUGGUUCGAACUCUCAUCACCCACGGACCCGGCAUUGCCAACGUUGAUUGUGUGAACAAGGACCACGAGACACCUCUCCACUCUGCCUGUCAGUACGGUCACACUGCCGUCGUCCGUCUCCUGCUCGAGCACUCCUGUGACGCCAGCGUUCCCAACUGCCGAGGGGAGACGCCGCUCGACCUGGCCGCACAGUACGGACGACUGGAGGCUGCUGAAUUGCUGGUGCGCGUACGGCCCGGGCUGCUGGAGCCGUACAGGCCAGGAGCGCAGCCUCCCGGUCAGCGGCUGACCCAUACGCCGCUCCACUCUGCUGCUAUGAACGGGCACAGGGCGGUGGUGAAGCUGCUGCUGGACUCUGGGAUGGACGUCAACUGCAGCACGGCAGCCGGUACCGCCCUGUUCGAGGCCGCGCUCUGUGGAAAAGUCGAGGUGGUAAGGUGUCUUCUGGCCGCCGGUGUCGACAUUAGCAUCUUAGACGACUACGGCAGGGAUGUGCUCACACUACUCAACGAGAUAUCAACACCAGUUACUGCCAAGAUCCGACAACUCAUACAGGGCCGAGACCGUCUGGUGGACGUGGACCCAGUCGAGGACGCCGAGCCGACCACCACCCCCAGCCCGCUGCCGCCGCCGGCCGCCACCAGCCCCGGCUCACCCUACGAGAACGUGCUGCUGCCGAGCCGCGUGGGCUCCGAGGUGGCGCCGCCGCCCGGACGACAGGGCCCCGUGUGGCCCAUCUAUGACAUACCGCCCAGCAACCGACGAUCACGGGCGGCCGUAGUCUCAAAGUCAUCCGACGAACUAAACGGUAUCGAGUUCGAGAGCCCCAUAAAGAGGAACUCGCGCGGUCCCAUGUUCCGUUCCCACUCCUACGACGUGGACAAGCUCACGGAUACCGAGUCGGAUCCGGAUCCGGGCGUGGAUCCGGGCCUGGAUCCGAUCAUCGACACGGGUCUAGAACCUCCCUCGCCGCCGGUGAAGACCCGACACCAGUCUUCGAAUAGCUCUUCGGCGGACGGAAGCAGGCAUCAGUCCGCGGGGUCUUCGGUAGAUGGCAGCAGGCACCAGUCGACUGGGUCGUCAAUAGAUGGCAGCAUCGGCAGGUCGUCGGGCGUGCGGGUCAGCGCCCGGGUCAGGUCACUGGAGGCCGACGGAAGUUAUUCCACAGUCUCCAAGCCGGUGCCGCCACCGAAGCCCCCUCGGCGCAGUAUCGCCGCCUCGCCACCCACCUCGGACGCCAUCUAUGAGCUGCUCGCCGAGGCGCAGUCUGGCGGCGAGCGGGCGCCGCCGGGCGGCCGACGCGCCUACGAGAACAUCAGCGGCUUCUGGAGGCAGCAGGAGCUGCGGCAGGCUCGGGACGACAUCGGAGUCACCUGUGGUGGCCGGGCACGGGUCAAAGAUCGGCGCAGGAAUCGGACCAAUGUGUAUGAAAACCACCGGCCGGGGGAGACCCUAACGUGGGCGGCGCCCGGACGCAGGCCCACGGAGUCGGCAGCGCCGGCUGAUCGGGCAGAGCAAGACAGAGGGGAGAGGAUGGAGAGAGCACAGGAGCCGAUUGGAGGGCGGCGCUCGCCGAGGCCGAUCAGCGUUAGUGGAGCGGGUGCCAAGCCAGUGCCGCCACCGCGGGUCUCUUCACGGCUGCGGGUCCGGCCGCUCAGCCCCAGUCAGCAGCAGCAGCCGCCAACUCCCGAUCACCCGCCGCCCUCCGCCUCUCACGCCGCGCAGAGCAUCUCAGACAAGAUCCGGCCGCCGAGCCAGCAGGACUCGGUGCCGCCCACCACCGGUCAGCAGCGCACCUCCCGGGACAUGGAGACGGAGACGGAGGAGGAGCUGCUGCAGCUGCAGGCGGGUGGCAGCGGCUCCAGUGACCGCUCCUCGCCGUCGGCGCCCGGCUCGGACCUCUCGGCGUCCACCGAUAACAUCGAGGAGGUGCAGCAGGACGCGCCGUUUGCAGGCCUGUACCGCGGCUCAGUGAUCGGCCUCCUCUCCGACGCUCCAGUGGUGCCGGUGCCCGCGCCGCGCCGGCCCGACAGACCCACCACCCUGCCAGCCUACGAGAACGUCCGCAUGUCCUCCUCGGCAACGACCGCGGCCUCCGGGGCCAGCGAGCCCGACCUGGUCCUCCGCCGGGGUCGAACGUCCGCCGGCAACGCCGCCACUGACCAGCGUGUCUCCAGUCUGGUCAUUCUGAGUCCCUUCAACGAGCAGGAGGAGUGGAACAAGGUGUACGACAUCGUGGCCUCCUACGGCGACGGCAUCAUGUCCGAGAUCGACCAGGAGUUGCAGAAUCGCAGAGCCCAGGAGAAUCGCGCGUCGGCCGGCGGCGGCAUCUCCUCACUUCUCCGCACCCUGGGCCUGGCCCGGUACGAAUUGCGCCUCCUCGAGCUCGGCUAUGACGACUUAGAGUUCGUCCGCGGCGUGCUGGACGAGUCAGACCUCCUCCAGGCGGGAGUGGACGAGCCAGAGGCCCGUGCUACCUUACUGAGCGCCGCCGUCCAGCUACCUGACGGCAUAAGUCGCGCUCGCCAGCUGGCGGCCGCUGCUGAUUCGGUACCCGGCUGGCUGCGGGCUCUGCGGCUCGAACAGUAUUCAGAUGUGUUCAGUCGGAGUCUGUACACGGACAUGCAGCGGGUGAGAAAGGUGUGGGAGAUGGAGCUGGUGACCGUGCUGGAAGUGACGAAGCCCGGACACCUGAAGCGGAUGCUGCUCUCGCUGAGGCCGACGGAGGAGAAGGAGGCGCCGACGGAGAGACAGGGAGCCGACCCCGGCGCAGAGCUGAGCGAUCUGGACUCAAAACUGGCGCGGCUUCAGACGGACCUGGAAGACCUACCGAUAACGGACGAACGCGACCGAGACCAGGAGGAAUCUCUGUUCAAGGACUACACUCUGCCGCGGCCGUCACCCGACCGCAGCUCACAGGAGCGCGUCUCACAGGAGCGUGCCUCACAGGAGCGAGGGUCACAGGAGCGAAGGGGCGCGGAGAGGACCAACGGUCACGGCAAGACGCCGCCGCCUCCGCCGCCGGCCAAACCCAGCAGACGGCGGGGAAGAGGCUCCAGCAGUGGCAGCGGCGAGGACCGGACGGCGGUCGAGGACGGCGCCGGUGGCGACACGCUGCGGCGGCAACAGGAAGCUCUGAAGAUCCGCGACCCCUCACAGCUGGUGGUGGGGGUACCGGCCGUAAUGGCCACCCAGUGGCGCCAUGAGCCGCAUCAUCUGGUUAACUCCAGCAUACAGUACAUCGCCGAGUACCUGGGAUCGACUCUGGUCAAGGAGGUACGGGGCACCGAGUCCACCCGCAAGAGCAUCCAGAAGCUGAAGAAGACCAGCAGCCAGAUGCGGAAGGUGCCCCGAAUCGUCCUCUCCAUCUCACACUCUGGCGUCCGCUUCCUGGACGCUCACACCCAGAAACUGGUGUGUGAACACGAGAUCCGGAACAUCCACUGCGCGUGCCAGGACGCCGACGACCUCUCCCACUUUGCCUACAUCACCAAGGACCUGGACACGCGCUGCCACUACUGUCACGUGUUCCGCGUGCAGACCAUGGACUUGGCCACGGAGAUAAUUCUGACGCUGGGCCAGGCGUUCGAGGUGGCCUACCAGCUGGCCAUCCGGGAGCGGGCGCUGCUGAACCAGUCGGACGACUCCAAACUGGCGCUCAGCGGUCACCACCGCUCGCAGUCGGCUCAGCAGAUCGUCCGGCCGGCCGCCGCCGCCACGCACGCGCGCAGCCACUCUGUGAACCAGAUCACAACCCCCGCAGUGGCGGCGGCGCCGGCUGACGACCGGCCGCCGCCGCUUGCCGACUGACCCACGCUGAGCCGCGAGAUCGGCACCUUCUAGUGACAUCUAGCGGUUGCGGGGCCAAGCUGAAGUUGACGUGCCAACCGCGGCCCGGCCAGUUCGCCCGACAGCCGGGCGACGUAUCGAGCUGAAUACGCUAGUCAGUAGUCAUCCAGUCGACUGUACAAAUGUUGCCGGGGCGCGCGGGUGGAAGCGGAGCCGCCUUCGCCGCCGCUGGCGUUGCCCUGUUACCGAGGAGAGUGUUGUUACGCGGCAGAAGGAGGCCGCAGUGAACCAAAGAUAUGCUGCUCAAGGACGGGCGGCAGGGGAUAGAGAAUGAACGCUGGGGCGCGGGGUCUCCGCGAGUCGUGUUGAAUGGGCGCCGCCGACUGCAGCGGCUGAGCAGUUUCCACUGCCGCGCGGACGGAGCAGCCGCCCGCGGCCGCUGGUCAUUUCGAUUUGUUUGCCACCUCUGUUGCGGUGUUUUAUCGACGGCUGGCCCGUUCGGGCCUUUCGUCAUGUUGUCUAGAUGAGAUGCUUUGGGUACAGACUCCCACGGGGGCAGACGUGUAUGGGGUGCUGAGGGGAACGUUGCAGCCAAGACAGAGAAGUACUACGUAUGUGUGGCCGAGACUGGGCUGGGCCGGCUUUGAAUGUGACUGCCGGGAAGGUACUGUGUCUACCAUUCCAACGUUAAUAUUUCUUUAAGCAUAUAUGCAUAUAUAAUGGCGUUCGCUUCGAGUCCAAUAAAUAUCUGUGAUGAGCUA
Molecule: messenger RNA, 5102 nt
Organism: Amphibalanus amphitrite
Lineage: Eukaryota; Metazoa; Arthropoda; Thecostraca; Balanomorpha; Balanidae
Product: ankyrin repeat and SAM domain-containing protein 1A-like
Exons: 18
Coding region: 265-4362 (1365 amino acids)
Cellular component (GO): cytosol
Molecular function (GO): protein binding
Source: RefSeq, a predicted model, not a curated record